CCUUUCGUUUUGCUUUCUCAGUUUCCAAUUUCUGAACGAACCGUACUCGUCUAUUCUAUCAAAGAUUAACCGAGAGAGAGAGAGAGAGAAAUUUCCAAUUUUUAGGGUUCCAUCCGCUACAUGGGGUUUCCUACAAUUGUUCCCUGCGAUUCUGUGGUUUGAGUGAUCUGAAUUUGUCGAUUACGUGGGAAAAAAACGAAAAUAAUGUGAGUUUCUGAUGGUUCUGGUUUGGAUUUGAUUGUUCUGGUUUGGAUUUGAUUUGAUUGUUGGUGCGUGAAAUUGGGAAUUUUACACUCGAAGAGAAAAUGGAGGUGAAGGAGCUAAAAGUCGCACAGCAGGCCCUAAUGAUGACCAACUGGGCACCCCCAAAGCGCCAAUCCCACGUUGUACUCGGCAUGUCUAGGGAGGCCUUUCCUGUUUCACAUUCUAAGUGGAAAACUCUUGAUAUCCAUUGUGAUAGUAGCCAAAGUAUCUGGCAGUCAGCUGUUUCUAGGAGUGAUAGCUCAAAGCUGCCCGAGCUCUCUUUCAACCGGCUGCAGCUCAGUGACCAGGAAUGUAUUGGAUUGCAGAAGCGAAAUUUUGGCAUGUUUGUCGCCCGUGAAGCUGUGCUGGACGAAGAGUAUUGGACAGCAGCAUGGCUGCGAGCAGAAGCUCAUUGGGAGUCUUUAUCAUAUAUGAGGCAUGUUGAUAGUUACAAACGAAAGUAUGCUGAGCAGGAGUUCUAUGCUUUGAAGCGACGAUGUACUGGACAGGAUGGCAAUUCAUUGAAGUGCUCUUGUUUUGUUGCAGUUAAGAAGGAAGACAAAAACAAAAGAAGAACUGUUCUAAACAGUGUUGUGGGAACUCUGGACCUUAGCAUGCGGCAAUUCUUACAAGGGGAAACAUACCCUGGGGAGGUCAAAAGGCUGUCUACUGUCUUUGCAUGUCAAGAGCCCUGUGACGCACAUAAGUAUGCUUAUGUUGCAAAUGUUUGUGUUUCAAAGUUUGCUCGGCGUCAGGGAAUAGCUUUAAAUAUGUUAUAUUUGGCCACUGAUGUUGCCGCCUUAUCAGGUAUGAAGCAACUAUUUGUUCAUGUAAAUGCAGACAAUAAGCCUGCCCAAGAAUUGUACAAAAAAACUGGCUUUAAGAUAGUUGAAGCAGCUUCAUCUCCUCUGUCAAAAGAUCAGAUGCUACUAAUGAAUAUGGAACUGUAACCUAUGGCAUAGAAUGAUUCACUUCCAACAUGAAGACUGACAUAACUCUUUACUAUUUUUCGAAAUGAACUUUUCCUGGUUACAUAUAUCCGUGCUUUAUACAAAUUAUAUAGCUAUAUAUAUCAUACGCUAUGUAUAUUCUCUCUUAUUAUUUUUUUGAUAGGUGAGAUGUAUGCAUGAUUUGAGUGGCAAAAUUGUGAGGGAGUGAAAUUGUUGUAUAUUAAAAUGGUAUCUAAUGUAAAGUUUUCUGUGAGAA
This is a messenger RNA of Rhododendron vialii, 1449 nucleotides long. Its product is annotated as GCN5-related N-acetyltransferase 6, chloroplastic-like. Bases 306 to 1193 code for a protein of 295 amino acids. The transcript has 9 exons. Lineage: Eukaryota; Viridiplantae; Streptophyta; Magnoliopsida; Ericales; Ericaceae. The record is from RefSeq and is a predicted model, not a curated record. Gene Ontology annotation, molecular function: acyltransferase activity, transferring groups other than amino-acyl groups.